CCGGAAGUCCGAGGGCAUGCUUUCCCAACAUGCUCUGCGAAGGAGCCAGCGAUGGCGGCGUUCGCUAGGGGCCCCUGGCUCAGGCUCCGCUACAGGCUUAGCCUACCCGUGACGGGUCAGCGGGCAAGUGUCUGUGAACAGGUCCCCAGAUGUAGAUUUUAUUCUGGAAAUGCGGUUGUCUCAAAGGUUGAAGAAACUGGUGGAACGGGAAUUGAAGAAGUGGUCAUUCCAAAAAAGAAAACUUGGGAUAAAGUGGCAGUUCUUCAGGCACUUGCGUCCACAGUAAACAGGGAUACCACGGCUGUUCCUUAUGCAUAUCAAGAUGAUCCUUACCUCAUACCAACAACCUCUGCAGAGUCUCGUUCAUUUUUAUUGGCAAAGAAGUCUGGGGAGAAUGCAGCGAAGUUUAUUAUUAAUUCAUAUCCCAAAUAUUUUCAGAAGGAUGUAGCUGAACCUCAUAUACCAUGCUUAAUGCCUGAGUACUUUGAACCUCAGAUUGAAGAUGUCAGUGAAGCUGCUCUGAAGGAACGGAUCAAGCUCAAAAAAGUGAAAGCUUCUGUGGAUAUGUUUGAUCAGCUCUUACAAGCAGGAACCACUGUGUCUCUGGAAACAGCUAAUAGUCUUUUGGAUUUAUUGUGUUACUAUGGUAACCAAGAGCCUUCAGCUACUCACUUUCAAAGUGAACAACCAGAAGAGUUGGAAGAGGCCACAGAGGAAAAUUAUGAGGAAACUAAAAAGAAGACUGGUCCCGUUACUUGGAGAACAAAAAACAAUGCUGAGAGAAUCUUUGCUCUAAUGCCAGAAAAAAAUGCCCACUCCUACUGCACUAUGAUCCGAGGAAUGGUGAAGCACAGAGCUCCUGCACAGGCAUUAAACUUGUAUACUGAAUUAUUAAAUAACAGAUUCCGUGCUGAUGUAUAUACUUUCAAUGCAUUGAUUGAAGCAACAACACUGCUGUCAGACGAGAAAUUUGAGGAAAAGUGGAAUAAUAUACUAGAACUACUGAAACAAAUGGUUGCACAGAAGGUAAAACCAAAUCUACAGACUUUCAAUACCAUUCUGAAAUGUCUUCGAAAAUUUUAUGCAUUUGGGAAAUACCCUGCUUUACAGACCUUACGAGAAAUGAAAGCCAUUGGAAUAGAGCCCUCACUUGCCACAUAUCACUAUCUUAUUAACGUGUUUUACCAGCAAGAAAGCCCUUCAAACGCCUCAUCCCUUCUAAUCUACGAUAUCAUUAAUGAAUUAAAGGGAAAGAAGUUUACCCCAAAGGAUACAGAAGAUGAUAUGUUUUUUCAGUCCGCCAUGAGAGUUUGUUCGUCUCUCAGGGAUCUAGAACUUGCUUAUGAAGUACAUGACAUUUUAAAUACUGGAGAGAACUGGAAAUUCAUUGGACCUUAUCAACGCCGCAAUUUCUAUUUUUCCAAGUUCUUCAAUUUACUUUGUCUAAUGGAACAAAUUGAUGUCACCUUGAAGUGGUAUAAGGACCUGAUACCUUCAGUCUUCUUUCCCCAUUCCAAAUCCUUGAUAGAGCUUCUCCAAGCAUUGGAUGUAGCCAACCGGUUAGAAAUGAUUCCUCAGAUUUGGAAAGACAGUAAAGAAUAUGGCCACACGUACAGGAAUAACCUGAAAGAAGAGAUUUUGAUGCUCAUGGCAAGGGAUCAGCACCCACCAGAGCUUCAGGUGGCAUUCGCAGACUGUGCUGCAGAUAUCAAAUCUACCUAUGAAAGCCAAGAUGCCACACAACCAGUCGAUACAAUGUCAGCCACCACUCUAAACUAUAUAGCUGUCCUGUUUUUAAGGGGUGGAAGGAAACAGGAAGCCUGGAAAAUGUUGGGACUUUUCAGGAAAUAUAACAAGAUUCCUAGAAAUGAAUUGCUGAAAGAGUUUAUGAAGAAUGCAAAAGCAUCCAACAGCCCUUCCGAUGCCAUUGAAAUAGUAAAGCUGGCAAAUGCCUUCAGUUUACCUAUUAGUGAACACCUCUCCCAGACGGUGAUGAGUGGCUUUGCAAUCAGCCAAGAACAAAAAAAAGCCCUAGGAAACCUAACAGCAUUGACCAGCGACAGUGAUAGUGAUAGUGACAGUGAUACGGACAGGGACACAGACAGCGACAGUGAUACUGGUGAAGGCCGAUAAAUGUGGACACAUUAGCAGUGCUCUAUAAUCAGACUUUGGAACUGAGAUGUAACCAUGUUUUAACCGUGGUGUGAACAAGAGAAUACAGGCUUGAUGAACCUUGAAUUACAGUUGAACUGUACUUCCUGAUUUGAUAUUAAGCCAUCCAUCCGUUCAGGACAAACCAGAGAAGCAGCACUAUUAUUUUCAUUUGUUUAGGCGCACAUUGUGAGCUCAUUUCAGCAUAAACUGUCUGCAUCAUGUCAUCGUCAGCACUGUGUGCCCUUAUGUUGUGGAGCUCUCUGUUGGCUAAGUCUGGGUCUUAGUAAGUGGUAACUUAAAAAGGCGUUUGUACAAUUGCAUUUCAUUUGCUGUUGGCUACAUGGUGAAAUUUGUAAAGAGAAAUAAUGGGCCUUUGGACUGGAUGUUGGCGCAUCAAGUUCAGCGCACACUACAAUGCACAAGGACUCAGGUUUGAGCCUCCGGUCCCCCACCUGCAGGGGGAAAGCUUUGCGAGUGGUAAAGCAGUGCUAUGGGUCUUAUCAUCCCUCCCCUCUUGAUUUCCAGCUGUCUCUAUCCAAUAAAUAAAAAUUAAAAAAAAUAUUUUUUAAUGGGCCUUUUGGGCUGUACAUAAAAUACUGUAACUUGGGGAGUCAGGUGGUAGCAGCAUGUUAAGCGCACGUGGUGUGAAGAAGCACAAGGUCCAGCGGAAGGAUCCUAGUUCAAGCCCCCAGCUCCCCGCCUGCAGGGGAGUUGCUUCAUAAAUGAUGAAGCAGGUCUGCCGGUGUCUAUCUUGCUUUCCCCCUCUGUCUUCCCCUCCUCUCUCAAUUUCUCUCUGUCCUAUCCAACAAUGAUGACAUCAACAACGACUACAAUAAAACAAGGGCAACAAAAGGGAAUAAGUACAUUUUUAAAAAUUGUAAUUGAUGUACAUGUUUCUGGCAUUUGAAUAUUCUGUUUACCAGUCUCUCCAUUUCUUUCCUAAAAGUCUGUAUGGUCACAUUAUAGUUGUGCUAUAUUAAAAAUGGUCCAAGGAUUGAAAUGUC
Molecule: messenger RNA, 3158 nt
Organism: Erinaceus europaeus (western European hedgehog)
Lineage: Eukaryota; Metazoa; Chordata; Mammalia; Eulipotyphla; Erinaceidae
Gene: PTCD3
Product: pentatricopeptide repeat domain 3
Exons: 24
Coding region: 52-2133 (693 amino acids)
Biological process (GO): mitochondrial translation
Cellular component (GO): mitochondrion
Molecular function (GO): rRNA binding; protein binding; ribosomal small subunit binding
Source: RefSeq, a predicted model, not a curated record